Messenger RNA from Zophobas morio, 961 nucleotides. RefSeq names its product acyl-CoA Delta-9 desaturase-like. Gene Ontology annotation, molecular function: iron ion binding; stearoyl-CoA 9-desaturase activity. The coding region runs from base 1 to 942 and encodes 313 amino acids. The record is from RefSeq and is a predicted model, not a curated record. The transcript is spliced from 4 exons. Lineage: Eukaryota; Metazoa; Arthropoda; Insecta; Coleoptera; Tenebrionidae. Gene Ontology annotation, biological process: unsaturated fatty acid biosynthetic process. Gene Ontology annotation, cellular component: endoplasmic reticulum membrane.
AUGGGUGUUCCAGAAAACAAAAUUAGUGACACGAAAAUGUCGAUUAAAAAUAAAAGUACGUCAAGUGAAUUGCCCAAGAAGAGCCAAAUAGUCUGGAAGAAUAUAUUUUUAUUAUUCUUUCUACACCUUUUUGCCCUUCACGGGAUUUAUUUUGUAACAACGAUUAAAUUCUCCACAAUCGUUUGGGCUAUCUUCACCGCUGUCAUCACGGGACAAGGAAUAACAACCGGAGCACACCGAUUAUGGGCACACCGUUCAUAUAAAGCCAAAUUACCUUUGAGGAUAAUUUUAUGUUUUUUGCAAACCAUGGCCUUACAAACCCCGAUUUAUGAUUGGGUUCGAGAUCACCGCGUUCAUCACAAAUUCACCGACACAGAUGCGGAUCCACACAACGCGAGUAGAGGAUUUUUCUUUUCGCAUGUGGGGUGGUUGUUGGUAAGAAAACAUAAGCAAGUUAUCGCCAAAGGAAAUACGUUGGAUUUGAGCGACUUGGAAAAUGAUCCCGUCGUGAUGUUUCAAAAAAGAUACUAUAUGAUUUUUGCUCCUAUUUUGUGUCUAGUCGUACCCGCUUGGGUUUCUUGGUACUAUUUUGAGGAAGAUUUGUACGUGGCAUGGACUACCACAUGUUGUUUGCGAUAUGUGUUUACACUGCAUGCUACAUGGGCCGUUAAUAGUGUGGCUCACAUUUGGGGCACAAAACCCUAUAAUAGGGAGAUAAAGCCAACAGAAAAUGUUUUUGUGUCCAUCUGUUCUUUUGGGGAGGGUUGGCACAAUUAUCAUCAUGUUUUCCCUUGGGACUAUAAAGCAGGAGAAUUUGGCAGUUAUAAAACUAAUGUUAGUACCGCCAUUAUUGACCUAAUGGCAAAAAUAGGGUGGGCUUACGAUUUGAAAAGUGCAACGCCUGAAAUGUUAAAAUUGCGGAGAAGUCGGAUGGAAAAGUGAAAUAUAUAUUUUUUUAGAU